Messenger RNA from Vicia faba (fava bean), 762 nucleotides. The record is from the annotation of a GenBank genome assembly. Lineage: Eukaryota; Viridiplantae; Streptophyta; Magnoliopsida; Fabales; Fabaceae.
AUGGCGGAUUCUCCAGUAAGAAGGCUUUCAAGGUCUCCUUCCCCAUGGAGGGGUCAAUCAAGAUCUAGGUCUAGGUCGAGAUCUCGGUCAAGGUCUCUCGAAAAGCCUAGGCUUAGGUCUCGGUCAAGAUCUAUUGAAAUGCAAAGGCCUAGGUCUCCCUCGAGAGGUCGUGGCAGAUCAAGAUCAAGAAGUCCUCCUGACAGUUUUGUGAUUUUGUGUUGUGUUAGGAAUGGGGGAGAUACACUUUAUGUUACUGGCUUAUCUUCAAGGGUCACUGAGAGAGACCUAGAGGAGCAUUUCUCUAAGGAAGGAAAGGUUGCUUCAUGUUUUCUUGUGGUGGAGCCCCGUACGCGCAUAUCUCGUGGUUUUGCAUUUGUUACUAUGGAUUCUGUUGAGGAUGCAAACCGCUGUAUCAAGCACCUGAAUCAAUCCGUUUUAGAGGGUCGCUAUAUCACUGUUGAUCGGUCAAAGAGAAAGAGGCCAAGAACUCCCACACCUGGGCACUAUCUUGGGCUGAAAAACACUAGAGAAAUUGGAUAUCGCGAUGAUCGUGGAGGUGGAGGAAGGUACCGCGGUGGAUAUGGUCGUGAUGAUUAUCCAUACCGUCGGUCUCCAAGGCACUCACCAUAUCGAGGUGGCAGAGAUUAUUCACCACCAAGGCACUCUCCCUAUGGUGGUGGAAGGUAUAGGAGGGAGAGGUCUAGGUCACCUUAUGCUCCAUAUGGCAGCCCAGAUAGGAGGUAUGCUCGGGGGCCUAGGUGA